AUGACUUUGACAGUUCAGGCCCUUGAGUCGGUAACCUACAAACAUGGCGUUACUAUGGCCUUCCGGCACCUCUACCGCACCGCGUUAAAAACUGUCCAAUACUCCAGCCCUUCACGCUACGUUAUCCGUUGGGUCCUACGAUCUGCCUUUAGAAAAGGGGCUGAUGUAGACUUCGAUCCGCGCAGAAUUAUUAAUACGCUUCACUUUCUCGAAAACGCGUCUCAGCCUGGAAGCCUUGAGCGCAAGAUCCUAAAGACGCUAACGAUGGUCCGGUAUUGGCAGCAACCACAUAUAGCUUGCAAUUCCCCAAUGAUUAUCGGAAGAAUACCUAGACCCCAGUCGAUUGGUGCGAGACAGUUUAACAGAACCUUGCACUUGUUAAACGAAAGCAUGAACCUUUGUCUCAAGUGA
Messenger RNA from Trichophyton rubrum CBS 118892, 411 nucleotides. RefSeq lists its product as uncharacterized. Bases 1 to 411 code for a protein of 136 amino acids. The transcript is spliced from 2 exons. The record is from RefSeq and is a predicted model, not a curated record. NCBI's taxonomy places the organism in Eukaryota, Fungi, Ascomycota, Eurotiomycetes, Onygenales, Arthrodermataceae.